AGUCCCUACCUGCAGUUUAUCUACGCUGAGCGGCAUUAUUUUAACCUAAAAAUACUACGCUCAUUCAUUCCUACAAGUGAAACAUUUUUACUUAAAUUAAGUGGCUUCAUAUUUACUUCGCAAUGGCGACUGCUAUGCCGAUAAACCCUAAACCAUUCCUGAACAGUCUCACAGGUAAAGCCGUUCUGGUUAAAUUAAAAUGGGGACACGAGUACAAGGGAUAUCUGGUAUCAGUAGACGGUUACAUGAAUUUACAACUGGCCAAUACAGAGGAAUAUAUCGACGGAAGUGUUACAGGGAACUUGGGAGAGGUUCUUAUUCGGUGUAACAAUGUACUUUACAUAAGAGGGGCUGAAGAAGAAGAUGAAGAGGGAGAGACGAGAGACUAAUAGUGCAUAAGUGUAUAUGUGUGUUUCUUAUAAAACAAUUUUAGAAAUAAUGGAACGAUUCUUUAUUAUAAAAUAAAAGCCACCAAGAUAGCAAA
Messenger RNA from Cylas formicarius (sweet potato weevil), 484 nucleotides. It is a transcript of the gene SmF, whose product is annotated as small nuclear ribonucleoprotein F. Gene Ontology annotation, cellular component: catalytic step 2 spliceosome; U1 snRNP. The record is from RefSeq and is a predicted model, not a curated record. The coding region runs from base 123 to 389 and encodes 88 amino acids. The transcript is spliced from 2 exons. Gene Ontology annotation, biological process: mRNA splicing, via spliceosome; spliceosomal snRNP assembly. Lineage: Eukaryota; Metazoa; Arthropoda; Insecta; Coleoptera; Brentidae. Gene Ontology annotation, molecular function: RNA binding.